AUGACCGUAGACACUCGGGUCAAGACUCGGCGGUCUAGGACCAGUCCAUAUAAUCGACUGGUAACCAUUGCAGUUGCAUUUGGUUCUUUUACUUACGGAUAUUGCUCUGCCAUUAUCGGCAGUACCAUCGGUCAACCAGGAUGGUAUCAGUUCUUUGGUUUGCCCAUGCAGGGCGAGCCAGGCUAUGGCACCACAACAACACAGGCGAUUGCCACUGCAAAUGGAUUGUAUAGUGCUGGAGGAGCAGUUGGCAGCCUGUUCAUCAUGUGGGGAGCGACAGCUCUGGGCAGAAAGCUCUGCAUUCAGAUAGGCGCAGCUUGUGCUGUUGUUGGUGGUGCUUUCCAAGGAGGAGCUGCAGCUUUGGCAAUGUUUCACGUCGGCCGAGUCAUUUCAGGUCUCGGUAUCGGUAUCCUCGUUACCGCUUGCCCAAUGUAUCUCUCUGAACUAGCACCUCCCGACAAGAGAGGCUGGCUAGUCGGUCACCACGCAAUCUUUCUCGUAUUUGGCUACAUGCUCUCUGGCUGGUUAGGAUUCGCAUGCUACUUUGCAACGGAGAAUAACCCGUCGUUUGCGUGGCGAUUCCCUCUCUGCGUUCAGUGCUUGUCGCCGCUUGUGCUGCUCGUCACGUCGGUUUGGAUCCCCCGCUCACCGCGAUGGCUUCUUCAGACGGGCCGGGUCGAGGAAGCGUGGAAAGUUCUUCGAGAACUGCGUAAAUCCCCCGAAGAUCCUGACGAUCUGACGGCCAAAGAGGAGUUGUACCAGGUCAAGAUGCAGAUUGCGCUGGAUGCGCAGAAGCUAAAGGCCAUUGGGUGUACGCCGUGGACCGCUGUGAUCAAGAAGAAGAGUUACAGGAAGAGGAUGAUUAUUGGUUUUUUAACGCAGUGGGGUGCAGAAUUCGCUGGUCCUCUUGUUAUUAACAACUAUUCCGUCAUCUUAUACACCAAUCUCGGACAAACCAACUACAUGCCUCUGCUACUAUCGGCCCUGUGGCUCACCACCGCCGGUCUGAUAUACAACCCACUCGGCGCAUGGCUACACGACAAAGUCAACUCCAGACGAUGGAUGUUCAUGGUUGGUCUUUUCGGCUGUCUCUUUACGACCUCGGGCCUCGUUGGCUGCAUUGCGCAGUACGGCGGCACGACCAACCAAGCAGGCAACGCAGCAGGCGUGUUCUUCGUCUUUCUAUACCUCACAUUCCAAGGAACACUCUGCGACACAACCAUGUAUCUCUACGUCUCUGAAAUCUUCCCCACGGAAAUCCGCCCCAUAGGAAUGGGCUUCUCCCUCUUUGGCCAAUUCGCCUCCACCAUCAUCCUCCUGCAGACUGCGCCGAUUGGCAUCGACCAAGUCGGCUGGAAGUACUACCUCGUCAUCAUUGCGUGGUGCAUCGUCUUCAUCCCCAUCGUGUACUUUUUCUUCCCGGAGACGGCGAGACUGUCACUGGAGGAGAUUUCUGCGCGGUUCGGAGACGAUGUCGCCGUGCAUGUGAAUGAUGUGUCGGAGGCGCAGAGGAAGGAACUGGAUGAGUUUUUGAAGGAGCAUGAUGUUACGGCUUUGGCGGAGGAGAAUGGCUAUGUGGGCGAGAAGGUUGAGGUUGAGCAGGGGAGUAAGGCGUGA
Molecule: messenger RNA, 1617 nt
Organism: Pochonia chlamydosporia 170
Lineage: Eukaryota; Fungi; Ascomycota; Sordariomycetes; Hypocreales; Clavicipitaceae
Product: sugar porter (SP) family MFS transporter
Exons: 5
Coding region: 1-1617 (538 amino acids)
Biological process (GO): transmembrane transport; carbohydrate transport
Cellular component (GO): membrane
Molecular function (GO): carbohydrate:proton symporter activity
Source: RefSeq, a predicted model, not a curated record